This is a messenger RNA of Aspergillus caelatus, 4098 nucleotides long. RefSeq lists its product as uncharacterized. Gene Ontology annotation, molecular function: phosphatidylcholine lysophospholipase A1 activity. The transcript is spliced from 17 exons. The coding region runs from base 1 to 4098 and encodes 1365 amino acids. Lineage: Eukaryota; Fungi; Ascomycota; Eurotiomycetes; Eurotiales; Aspergillaceae. The record is from RefSeq and is a predicted model, not a curated record.
AUGGGCUGGGCCAUGAGGGUCUGCCUCAUAGGGCUGACCUUACUGUCACUCGUUUGUUCGUCACUCUCUGUAUAUCUGGACGCGCUUUCUCCUUCCAAAACCGCGUCGCUGCAGGCUCGUGCGAGAAAGCCGUUUACCCUACGAAUUAUGCCCUUAGGUGCAUCGAUUACCACUGGAUACAAAUCAUCUGACAAGAAUGGAUACCGCAUUUCUCUUCGCCAGCAGCUGCGCUACGCUGGAUGGGAGGUCAACAUGGUGGGCAGUCUGUCCUCUGGUACCAUGCACGACAACGAAAACGAAGGUCAUAGUGGCUAUCGAAUUGAAGAGGUUGCAAGGAUGGCCGAGAGGACCAUUCCUCAACAGCCGAAUCUCAUACUCAUCAAUGCUGGCACAAAUGAUGCCACUCAGCCGUUUCAUCCCGAUACGGCCGGUGAGCGGAUGAACGCCAUGCUCACACGACUAUUCGAUGCCAUCCCUGGAACAACUAUCAUCCUGUCCACCCUCCUCCCUAACAAGGGGGCUCCGGAGAACGCUGCCUCGAUCAGCGCGCAGAUCCGCCAAAUUGUGGCCGACCGUCGCGAACAGGGGCAGAGAAUUGUCCUGGCGGAAAUGAGUGACUUCAUCACCGUAGACGAAUUGCAGGAUGGUACCCACCCAACAGAUCACGGAUACUUUAAGAUGUCCUCUGUUUGGUGGGCCGCUAUUCAGGUAGCUGAGAAGGAAGGCAUGCUCCAGCCGCCCAAAGAUAUCGGUGUCGAUGACAAGAGCUCAACAACUUGCGAGAAAAAAUAUGGUAGUGGCAAUGACCGCGGCCGAGUCCAGACACAGCGUGGAAGUGGGUAUGGUGACGGAGACUAUGUCCAUAGCAGUCAGCCCAUGGGGUAUUUGACGUCAGUUACUACCACGGGCGAAGGUGAUGCUCAUCCUGGUCUUAACUAUGCCCAGCUGGUCAACAAGUGGGGUGCCCACCGUGAAGGUGCCCUGGAUGAGCUUGUCUGGACCAGAGAUGGUCUUGGCACUUGGAUGUACAUCAACAACAACAAUGGGGAAUUUGGCGCCGGCGUUAAGAUUGAUGUCAAAGACAACUGUCUUGCGCGAGGUGUGCGCUGGGGCGACGUGAAUGGCGACGGAUACGACGACUUCAUCUGCAUCAGUCGCGAAGGUGCCAUGUAUGUUUCGAUCAACGAGGGCGGCAACCCUCCUACCUUCCGGUCUAUCGGCCUCGUGAGAGCUGCUCCCGGCGGGGAUCUGAACCAGGCCAACGUGCGACUGGGAGAUAUCGAUGGCGACGGACGAAUUGACUACUGUCUAGCCAAGGGCAACGGUGACAUUCAAUGCUGGAGAAAUGGCGGUCAAAAGGAUGCACCGACUGCCGAGUAUCAGGGAUACUGGCAAGAUCUUGGGACCGUGUUCACUGGUAAAGGAAUGGGUGACCUCAGGGGCGUUCGCUUUGUCGAUAUCAAUGGCGACUUCCGCAGUGACUGGCUGUGGGUCAGCGACACAGGAGAGGUCACUACCUAUAUCAACAACCGGGGCACUGGUAAGAGUCUGAAGCCCGAGUGGCGAGCUGCUGGCGUCACCCAUCCAGGAAUGGGCAAGGAGGGUACCAGAGACCGUGUCAAGUUUGGAAGAGUCUACGCCCACGGUGGUGCCGACUAUGUUGUCAUCGAAACAAAGAAGGACGGAAAGAACUACAAGCACAAUACGCACGCCUUCAAGAAUACCGGGCAUGGCGGUACUCAGCUGAAGGCGGACGGAGACCACUACUGUGACAUGCGAGGAACUGGUGCAGACGACUAUGUCUGGAUUUCUCCCGAGGGCCGCGGAUUCCUUUACGGAAAUAUUCACGAUCCACCUGUCUGGAUCCCAGAAGGUAUCGAAAUCUUCAACGUUAAUAAGGAUCGGAAGGGCCUACAUCUGGCUGAUUUUGACGGUGAUGGGAAGUGUGAUCUUUGGUCUGUCAAUCGGGACACUGGAGAGGCUGAAGUCUGGUUGAACAAGUGGAGUGAGAGUGUACAGAAUGCCUUCUUCACAUACCAGGGCAAAGUCACCGGCAGCGCAAAAUGCAAUGAGGGCUGGGGUGUUGGCCUUUAUGACCUUGGGCUGCGCUUUGCUGAUAUCGAUGGCGAUGGACGUGCCGAUUAUCUUUGCAUGGAGCCGAAUGGUCGUACAGAUGGUUGGCUCAAUAAGGGAGUCGGCGAAUUCGAGAGUGUCAACCAAGUCAAACACAGCGAGGGCUAUGACCGUGCAAAUCAUCGGUGGGCAGAUGUGAAUGGUGACGGGAGAGCCGACUUCCUAUGGGUUGACAAGUUCAAUGGCGACACCACUGUCUGGGUUAACAAUGGCAAAAUACCUACCUCUGGUUCGAGCUUCAACUGGAAAAAGCUCGAGGGCCCGCGAUACCAGGGCUCUGACCGCGGCGCAAAUUUGCAUUUCCCCAACCUCGGUGGGCUGGGUAGAGCUGAUAUGCACCAAGUCAUUCCCCGGACCAACGUUGCGUACACAUGGUUCAAUGAAUGUCCUGGGGGAGGUGCAUUGGAUGACAGCACUCUGGACCCUAAGCUGGUUCCGUAUGAUCCUCCGAAGCAGCCUACACCAAGUGGAAACCCGAGCAUUCCGACACAAACACCUGAUAUACCUAGCAACGGGCUUCCAGAAGACUACUACAAAAACUGGCCUCUUCAUGACGAUGAUGUUGCCGAUGAUAUCUGCGGCAAUUUGGGCUACCUGGAGAAAUCUCACUGGCAACAGUAUGAUAUUGGUAACUGGCUGGUAAUUACGUCUGCCUGGUAUCAAAAACUAACUCUCGACAAUGGAAAUGACUUCGAAUGGGAUCGAAGCGUGCCUGUAACAUUUGCACGUUAUAAUGGCACAGAUCGGGAGAGCGAUGCUUACAUCUGGGACUGCAAUAAUGUUGACAAUACCUGCAGCGCUGAUAACCUUGGCGAUUAUGACAAGUGCAAAGACACUCGCUUCUACCGUGCAGCCGUCCUAUAUGCUGCGCAGAAUCUGGCAAGAUACCUUGAAAUAGUCAAGAGCAGAAUGAACACUGCUUGGGAAAAAAUGGACUGGAAGAGCGCCAAAAUGAUCGAUACAUAUUCUAAAGCCGGUCAGAACGACAACAUAUUCCCGGACACUAGUGCUCUUACGGUAGCUGCGGCAAUUGCAGGAGGUCUCGCCGUUUUUAUGAUGCCUCAGUUCUGGGGAGUAGCCGGUGGAGCUCUGGGAGUUUCAUCUCAGGUCGUAGGGUUCCUCCAGAUGUCUAACGCAGAGACAAAAUUCAACACCUAUGCCGAGAUGACCGACAAAGCCGCGGAUAUCUAUGGAGCCUCGGAGGGUGCAGUUGAUACGCUGUUCAACAAUCUCUUCACCAAGGUACCUCCUAGAGAUGCAAACUGGAUCAAUGCCCCGAACACGCUCUCUCUUCCGCGAUUUUUGCAGACUGGGGACUUCGUCGACUCCAGGUCCGUCGAAUCAGAUAACCCCUUGGUGCCUUCGGCGGAUAGUCUGGUUCCUCUGAUUGCAGCUCCAAUGGUCAAACUCCUCUGGGAAGAGCAAAAAGUCUGGGUUCUAAAGCUCGGCAACGACUUCUUCAAAUCCCCGAAAAAGGGCGGUUAUCACCCCUGCGACGGUGCUGGUGAAAUGGAGGAAGUCUAUGAUAAGUAUAGCAAUUGGACGCAAAACAAGUUUUGUAAUCCUGAUGGAACAGCCUUCUUUGUUUUUUCCGGCACAACUACGACUCCCUAUGGUCUCGACAAGCUGGAGGAAGAAUUUGGCUUCACCGGACACGACAUCGCCAAGUCCUCCGAGCUUAUUCAGAACCACUACGGCAAGUAUCGUCCGGAAAUCAGCUCCGACGAUUACUUCUCCUGGGUGCCGCCCACCAGUAGCGGCGGCGAUGUUGCUUUGUGGGAGUUGAUGCGGUGGAACUUCCCAGUUUGUGACACAACAAAGCUCGAACCGAGGGAUGUGUGGCAAUGUGAUACUGUUUAUCAAGACUUUACCAAUUGUUUCACCUGGUAUCUGGUCCAUCGGUGCCUUGGUAUCGAGGAUUGGCCCAACGACUAUAGCGAGUGGGACGAGAGUGUAUUCGGGUGA